Messenger RNA from Alnus glutinosa, 2647 nucleotides. RefSeq lists its product as uncharacterized. Gene Ontology annotation, molecular function: tRNA (guanine(46)-N7)-methyltransferase activity; phosphoglycerate kinase activity; ADP binding. The record is from RefSeq and is a predicted model, not a curated record. Lineage: Eukaryota; Viridiplantae; Streptophyta; Magnoliopsida; Fagales; Betulaceae. The coding region runs from base 92 to 2125 and encodes 677 amino acids. Gene Ontology annotation, cellular component: cytosol. Gene Ontology annotation, biological process: glycolytic process; tRNA modification; gluconeogenesis. The transcript is spliced from 15 exons.
AAUGAAAUGAAAUACUACAACAUUGGCGCUCCUCGCAUUUUCUCCUUCUGGUACUCGAAGCUCCAAUUUGGCAAAGGGAGUCAAGAGGGUGAUGGGUCAGCUUCUGAAUCUAGUCCAAGCAACUUUCUUUCUAAACAAAUUUAGUUUCUACGAUGGACCCAAGUUGCUUCGGCAAAAAUCGUGUUCAUACGUAGGAAACUAUGCUCAACUUCAGAUGUACCAUGGUCUUCAAUUGCCUUUGCAAGGGGUGGUUGUAGGUCGUGUUGACAGCUUAUUUAAAUGUAAGGGCUAUUUUUGUAAUGGAGGAGAAUUGGAUGCCUUACCGCACAUACAAACUCUUAGAAAAUUUUCCAAGGAGGAGCUAGCCGCAAAAGUUGUUAUGGUCAGAUUUGAUUCUACCAUAUUGCUUCGGGAAGAACUGGACCAGCAGACUCGAUCAGUCUCCAAUGCGCUUUUCACCAUUAAGUAUUUAUAUGAAGCUGGGGCCAAAGUAAUUCUAGCGAGUGACUGGAGUAAAAAAAGUAACCCAAAACUUGUUCUUGCAGAGUCAGUUGCAGAUUUCUUGUCAUCAAUCCUUCAUUGCAAAGUUGUUCCAGUACACUGCAUUUCUUGUGACACGCCAUCAAAGAUGGAAGACCUUGAGAAUGCGGACAUCUUUAUUCUUGAUAAUCUUUCCAAGUUCAAAGAGGAAGUUGCCAAUUGUUCAAAGUUUGCUCAAACGUUAUCAUCAGGAGUUGAUAUUUUUGUUAAUGACUGCUUUUCCCAUUCUCAUAAAAUCCUUGCAUCCACUGUUGGUGUUGCUCGCUUCUGUCAUUCCUGUGUAGCUGGUUUUCACUUUGAGGAGAGCCUAUGUCAACUAAAGAAGGUUGCUGAAACCAGCAGAAAUCCUUAUGUUGCAGUUAUUGGAGGGGAUAAUCUCUUUGACAAAGCAGAUGCCUUGCAUUUCUUGGCUUCUAAAUGUGAUGGUUUGGUCUUUGUCGGAAAGAUGUCGUUUCAAAUAAUGCAUGCAUUGGGAAUAUCUGUUCCUUUGGAAUUCGUGGAAUAUGGGGCACUCAAAGAAGCUUUAGAUAUAGUCCAGCUUGUGCAAAAUAGAGAUGUACAAAUUCUCUGUCCAAAAGAUUUUUGGUGCAAGAAUGAUCGUGUUCCAGGGCAGUUGGAAUUGUUUCAUGCUCAUGGCAUUUUGGAUGGUUGGUUACCUGUUGAUCUCGGGCCUAUCUCAUUGGACGAAAUAAACUCCUUGCUAACAAAGUGCAAGAAAAUUAUAUGGAUUGGUCCAGUGAAAUUCUGUAACACAAAUCAACAUACAAAUGGAGCAUCUAAAUUGGCACAGAUGUUGGAUCUUCUAAGUCAAAGCAACUGCGAUUUAACUGUUGUUGGGAACACGGCAUGCAAAUUGAUAAUGCAGGAAUCGAGUUCUGUCUCUGAUUUUAAUAUGCUUGAGAAUGGUUCAGUUGCAUGGGAGUUUCUCAAAGGAAGAAAGCUCCCAGGGGUUAUGGCCUUAGAUAAAGAAUACCCAUUUGAGAUCAACUGGAAUGCUACCUAUUCUGAUCCGAUGCAGCCUUUGGUAGUUGAUAUUGGAAGUGGUAAUGGACUUUUUAUUCUGGGGAUGGCUAGAAAGAGGAAGGAUUUAAAUUUUCUUGGUUUGGAGAUUAAUGAAAAGCUUGUAAGCCGCUCUCUAGACUCUGUUCGACGAUUUGGUAUAAAGAAUGGGUACUUCAUUGCGACAAAUGCGACCACAACAUUUCGUUCCAUAGUUUCUAGUUACCCAGGAGAGUUGGUUCUUGUUUCAAUACAGUGUCCAAAUCCUGAUUUCAAUAAACCAGAAUAUAGAUGGAGAAUGCUGCAAAAGACAUUAGUUGAAGCAGUAGUAGAUAUUCUUACAUCUGAUGGAAAGGUCUUUCUGCAAUCUGACAUAGAAGCAGUGGCUGUGAGAAUGAGAGAACAAUUUUUAAAAUAUGGAAAGGGUAAACUUUCUGUUGUGCAUGACCAAGGAGACGCUAAAUGUAGCGGAGGGUGGCUUGAGGAAAACCCAUUUGGAGUUAGGUCAGAUUGGGAACAACAUGUUGUAGAUCGUGGGGCCCCUAUGUACAGAUCAAUGCUUUCUAAAUCAACUGGUGUUGAAUGAAGUUGCUGGAUUCUUGAAUUGUGAAAGCUGGCUGUAGUAUAUACCAGUGAAGCUAACUGGACGUCCAUACCUCUCAAAAAGCAUGCAAAAGUGAGCAAAUGUCACUGCAUCAAGGCUCUAUCCUUUCUAAGAGGCAAUUGUUUUUCCAAGCGACAUUGUCUUCAAAUGGGGCGAACAGUCUUCCAAGUUAAUGAAAGCACAGUUGGAUGCUGGGCAGCUUUAGGUAUACAACAUGCAAAGGUUUAAAAAGGACAGGUGCAAAGGGCAAUUACCGAUGAUUAUCAAUUAUGUCUACAGGGACAAGGAGUAGGGAAUUCAGACUCCAUUCCUUCCCACCUAAACUUGCUAUCUAUUUCUUUAAAAUUUUCUCCUUUUUUCAAUCUCCUUCAUGUAUCCAUAUAUAACUAGGACUAAGAUCUUCUAGAAUUCUGUGGAUAUUAGAAUGUAAAUUUCCUCAAAUCCCAACCAUUAUUUUCAAAUUAAACGGAUGGGAUUUUGUUAUAUGAGCAUUUAUCACCUCUA